Messenger RNA from Neurospora hispaniola, 213 nucleotides. RefSeq lists its product as uncharacterized. The transcript has a single exon. Lineage: Eukaryota; Fungi; Ascomycota; Sordariomycetes; Sordariales; Sordariaceae. The record is from RefSeq and is a predicted model, not a curated record. The annotation marks the transcript as partial.
ACUAAUAAUUAUUACCUUUGCGUAAAACGGUUUAACCAAAGUGCUCUCCGCUCCGAGGAUCCGGUAUUUAAAGUGUGCCGCUUUUACUUUCCUAGAAAUUAUUAUUUAGAAGUAUAUUUUAUACGUAGUCUUAACCCAAAGUAUUUAUUAUACGAUAGGGAACAAAACAAUAACCGUAUAAAUAACUACAACCGUACUAUUACUUUAGUAUAG